GCGUGUCUAUCCUCGUACGCCCUCCUGGUUCCCUUCGAGCGGUGCUAGUGGGAAAAUCUAGGUAGUGGCUGUAGCGGAUCAAGAGGCGUCUGUGGGUAGCGAUAUAAAUGACGAGACAAACUUUCCUCUCCUAUAGACUCCCAUAAUUCUUUCGCUCCAAUCCUCUCUACAAGAGGCCAAGCUCUGCACAAUCUCCCAUGGAUGAUCCAGUCGUACGGCUCCCUUCUGAGCUUAUCAUUGACAUAUUUCUCCACUGCCUCCCUGACGACUCCUACCCCAGCCUACAUGGGGGCGCAGCCCCAGUACUUCUCACACACGUCUGCAGAUCCUGGAGGGCACUAGCUCUCUCUGUCUCCAGCCUGUGGUCUUCCUUCGAAAUUGAUUUCCACAGUGGUUACGCCGUGCCGCGGCUAGAAGCGCUGGAGUUUUGGCUCAAGUAUUCUGAGGAGCAACCAUUAUCCUUUAACAUUAUCUAUGAACCACCUACCCAUACGACGUGUCGUGCCUUUCAGGACCAGAGCACGACUGUUGUGAAAGCUCUGCUCCAUUACUCGUCCCGGUGGCAGAAAGUGAGGUUCGUGACACCUGGCGCUAGUGUCCUCCCUCUCUUUACAGAUCAAUCACGGGCUUCUGGGCUUCAUUCCCUUGAAGUACUGACGCUUGAUAUGAGAGGAGUUUGGCCGUCACAUCGUGUAGCCUUGCGCUCAUUAGGGAUUCAAUGGAGCCGGCUCUCAGAGCUACAUGUCCGCCUAGAUUGCGCGGUGAAAGAGCUUCCUACGCUAGAUGAAAUCUUUGACAUCCUAUCAGAAGGCGAGAACCUCAUAACCUGUUCAUUCAAUGCAAUGUGCUCCUUCACCUCAGGGCCCGAUCCGACACGCAUCUCAAUGGCGAAGCUCCAACGUCUCAGCUUGACGUUGAGAGUGACUUUAGGCUCCGAGGCAUGCUUUGGACACUUUUUGGAGUCACUAGAUGUGGUAGCGCUCAGAGUAUUAUGCAUUGAGUGCAUAGACGACUUAAAUGGUCAAAAUUGGAAUGGCUGUCAUUCAUCGAUUCUCUCAUGCCUUCGCUCAGCAAUGAUCCGGGAACUCCAGUUAUAUUAUCUACCCCUUUCCACUAUCGGUAUCAUUGACAUUCUCGAUGCUACACCAGCGCUAGAACGUCUAAACCUCAAGUUUGACCGAGGGGACAAAGACAGAGACCCGGUGGAUAAUGUUCUAUUUCAGCACAUACCGCAAUCAAGGGCCCUCCGAGCUUUGGACAUAGAAUGUAACGGGGGAAAGUUGAAUUGUAAGGCUGUAACGGACAUAGUAGAACUAGACAUGCUAGAAAGAUUUUACCUGGCGACGUUCGACUCCAUCUGUAACUGUCCUGACCCACAUUGGGAGAAGGAGAGGAAUGGAGGGGCAGAUAUUCAGCUGAGACAUUUCCGUUUCUAG
Messenger RNA from Desarmillaria tabescens, 1436 nucleotides. RefSeq lists its product as uncharacterized. Lineage: Eukaryota; Fungi; Basidiomycota; Agaricomycetes; Agaricales; Physalacriaceae. The transcript has 3 exons. The record is from RefSeq and is a predicted model, not a curated record. The coding region runs from base 198 to 1436 and encodes 412 amino acids.